AUGCUCGGCUCCGGGAGCUCUCAUCUGUCGAGCUUCCGCUACGCCGCAAGCACGAACGUCUGCAGGAGCUGGCCAAAGCUGCUGUGGAGGAGGUUGGUCAGCGACUUUGGUGCCACGGCGAUCUCCCUGGGCCCUACGCCCCUGUUAACAUCGCAGUGCAUCAGCAUCCUCCAGUACUUGCUGGACACAGGGACGGAUCAGGCGCCGAAGCCACCGGUCGAUGCCAACAGCCGUGGCGAAAAGACAACUCUCUCUUGGGGUUGA
Molecule: messenger RNA, 264 nt
Organism: Symbiodinium natans
Lineage: Eukaryota; Dinophyceae; Suessiales; Symbiodiniaceae
Source: the annotation of a GenBank genome assembly